AUGAUCAAGAACAUUCGCUUUCGCACCUACGACCUGGGUGGCCACGAGACAGCGAGGCGCAUCUGGAAGGACGCAAGUGAUGUCGAUGGCAUCGGGUUGCUUUCGACAUUGUGGCUGCUUACACAUGCUGACCACUGGGGUCGGCUGAGCUAUGAGGGUAAGAGGUCGUCUGAACAGUUCCAAGAAUGUUCCUGGAACGUUGUCGGUCAGAAGUGUCCAAAAGCAAGGGGGGGCAAGAACCAUACCUUGGCGGCUGUUGAGAAGGACAUACCUCGAGAAAGAACCAUAACUUGGCAGACUACUUCGCCACCGCCGCUGCCCCAGCUGGAGCUUAAAGGGCUGACCAUGCUCUUGUCUAGGACGGCACCAGCAGAUUGGGAGGAAAAUGUUGCACGAGCCGUCAUGGCCACGUUGAAGUCUUUUUGCACGAGACGGCUUGGCCGAAGGGAUCAAGGAGGAGUCGUUGGGCCCGAGGACGCUUUGGACGAGAGACUCUUCCAGAGACUCAAGGACCGGCCCGAGGUGCAACGAUGCAGAAAAGCCCGAGAGAAAGCCCGAGAGAAAGCCCGAGAGAGCCAGGACAUUCUUACUGUGGCCGUGGCGGACGGUGGGUUGUCCGAGCAGCAGGCAUUGCAGACACUGGCAGCCACGGAGUUACCCAAGUUGAAGUUCAUCGUCCGAGACCGAGCUCACAGGAUGCGAGCGUGUCAGCGCAGCACGUGGACGAGCUUGACCGAGAUGUGCGGCUUGUUGGACAUAUUGGUGACAGGGGAGCACUCCGUCGCCCGAGUCCUGGAGAAAUCCCGGAAACUGGGUUUGUGGUUCGAGGCGAGCCAGCCGCCCGAGUCCGAGACCGAGUUUUGUCGCACGUUGAGGAGUUUCUCGUUUGCCAUGCAACGGUUCGAGUCCGCGUCUUUGCCCUUGUUCAAGAUUCUGAAGGCAUUGCCCUCGCUGUACGAGUUUUUGGCCCGAUGCUGUGAAGAGGGUGAUCCCGAGGAUGUGACAUGGGCAGAGAACGUGUUAGGCCGGAUGACAGGUGAUGGUGCCACCAAGGCAGUGGUGCGUUCAGCCGUCGUGUGCGACGCGAUGUUGUCACCGGACGACGCAUGCCUGUGCGGAACUCAGGCCGAGCGUCCGAAAAUGGUUGCACGAGUCCGAGUAGCAGUAAAGUUUGCGUCCGAGAUCAUGCACCAGAUGAGGCACCUGUUCAAGGAGGGGAACCUUCUGACUGCAGACAAGUCCGUGACAGUGGAGGCCAUGAACACCUUGAAGAAACUGGGUGCCGUCCGAGUGCUUGGCCGACGCCCCCGUGGCUCCAGGAGUGCAAGGCCCGAGCACGUGCUCAGUGUCUGGCAAACAACAUCCGAGGCAGAGAUCCGCAAAGAUCUGCGCAGAGUCUACAAGCUUGUGGACGCCUACUUCCGAGCGAACUUUCCCUUGUGGGAGUAUGUGAAUUCUCUUUCUGCACUGGACGUGCAUGCGGACCUGAGUAUGAGGCAGCGAGAAACGAUGAUCGGCCGAGUCGCAAAGCAGUGGAAUUUAGACGGCAAGAUGCUCUGGAAGCAGUUCUGGGGACAGGCGGAGGAUCACGGACCUGGCCAUGGUCUCUUUGCUCGAGCCUUGUGGCACGCGAAGAAUCCCAGCCAGCAGCCAUCCAAGCAGGCCUGGGUGAAGACCCUGUCCGAGCUGAGAAAGAGCCAGAUCCGAAACAGGUACGAGGCCGUGAAGCUCAUCAAGCAUUCGCUCGUGUUCAUGACGUCCACCUGCAAUGUGGAGCGGUGGUUGCACGAGAUCAGCUUGACCGAGCAGAAAAGCAGGGCUCAUCACCUCAACAUUUUCCGGCUCGAGGAUAGUGUCAAACUCAACGUUCAGAACAUGAGUGGCCGAGCCAGUGUCUUCCAGCCCGAGUCCCUCACUACGUCCGCGACCGAGAGUCGAGAUCGGCAGGUGCGUUGGCAGGCAAGCUACUUUGGCCUGCGAGCCCAAAAGGCUUACGCUGAGUUUUACGGCGAGAAGCAGUUACCUGCCCGAGACCUCCUGUCCGUGCAAGAGCGCAAUGACAAACCGAGGUUGGCACCAUUGCGGGCGAGCUCGAGCAAAUCCAUAGCAGCCCAGAUGAGGCAACACAAGGAGUCACUCGACAGUGCUGUGCGAACGGGCGCAAAAGGGUCCCAAGACACGAUGUCCGAGAUGGUUGCGGAAGCGCCCGAGCAGAACCAGGAGGUGGUGACGCCAGAGUCCGUGGCGGACAAGGAUGAUACGAUGGAAGAUGAGGUCAUCAAUGCCGCAGUGGCUUCGCAGAUCGAGCUCGUCAAGAAGCGAAAAAAGGUUGAUUUUGGCACGAAGGCAGGCUGUGUACCUGCAUAUGUCCAUGCAACAGGGUCCGUGGUUGGCCCCAUGGCCGCCAAUGCUCCGAGUGCUGCCCGGGCCAAAGCCCCCAAGCUUGGCAACACUGUCUGCGUCAAGAUGGCGCACGGUGCCCACUGGCCCGAGAAUGUGAGUGCCCGCUUCCGCUUGACCAUGGACUUUGCGUCGGCCGACGUUUUAAUGGUCGCCAACAUAUCCGAAGGGCUUUACUUGCGGGAGGCACUGGAAGCCAGACUGAGAGGAGUCCGAGUUUGCGACCGAGAUUUCAUUCAGACCGCAAUGCAGAAGGGCAAUUGUUACGCCUUCCAACGAGCCUUGGACCUGCGCUUUCACUUGUUUGUGCAGGUAGAGUCGCCAUGGUUUCAAAUUACAUUGCUGCAGAGCAUGAGAAGUGAUGUCAGAGACGGGCCCUGGACCGAAGCCUGGAUGGGAGAGUCUCUGGCAGAGGCAAUCAUCUUGGUCAAAGAGUUCCUUAAGGUCUCAUCUUCUGAUAUCUUCGAGCAAUUGGUGGCUGGAUCUGCUAGAAUUUCGCUCGGGCAAGUUAUCAAAGCGGUGAAGCUCUCCAAGGCGAGAGGAACCUCGAGGGAAGAGCUCGAGUCGAAGCAGAGGGAACGUUGGGCGUUGCAGCUUGUGAUGUACAUGCGCGAUGCUAAUCUUCCUUGUGUGGCACGUAUGGAAGCACUUGGCGAAACGAAAUCUGCAUGGAUUCGCAUGUUUGGCAGCCGUCGAGCAAAGACCCUGCGCAAUCGAGCACAGGCCUGGGGUCGUUUUAGACGAUGGUUGGAAGUCAGCUUCAACCUCUAUUGGCCUGGGUCACCUGCGCAUCUUUUCAGAUACAUGGAAGAGCGGGCAGAAUGCAAGGUCAUGGGGAAAACUGUUCCGAACUGUCUGUUGUCUUCAGUUUCAUUGCUUGAGACACUGGGGCAGGUCCCCCCCGAGGACCGUCUCAGUCAAGACCCUAUGGUGCUGGAGACUUUCCGGUCAUGGACCAUGGAGCUGGAGGCUCAGGCGCCAGCAGUGCGACCUGCCCCUAUGUUCACUGUUGCAAUCAUGCUUUCGCUGGAGAUGGCUGUUUGUAAGAGCACUGGACCGAUUGGCUUACGGUGGACAGCAUUCGUUUUGCUUCUGAUGAUCUGGGGGACGCUGAGAGCAGACGAUGUUCAGAACAUUGAUCCAGAUACCCUGAAGUUUUCACAGAUUGGAAUGCGAUUUGUCAUGAAGAAGACCAAGACCAGUGGGCCAGGGCGAAAGGUUGGAGAAUUGCAUGGGUUCAUCUCGAGAGUGGCAGGACUGUCAGGAUUUGAUUGGAUGCUCGAAGGAUCCCGAUUGGCGUCAUCGGCGGAGCUGAGGUGGUCGAGGGAUUUUCUUUGUCCAAUUUUCACGGAAGAUUGGGAUCAUGGCAGUCGUGUUUACAUGGAUGGCGAAGGGCUGGCUAUUCAGUGCAGACGGCUGCUCAAGUCGCUCAUGGCACCGGUCCGAGGCAGUGGGAAUACUUGGGGCUUGAACAGGACGCGUUUGGUCCCCGAUCAGCUCGUGAUGUUUUGGUCGGGACAUAGCGCGCGACACACUCUACCAAGUCUGGCAGCGGCCCUGGGAGUUGAGAAGGACCGCCGGGAUUUCUUGGGGCGUUGGGCGUAUGCGCAGCAUGGAUCACAGGAUUACAUUCUGACUAGUCGGCAGGUGGUACAGGCGAUUCAAAAUCAUGUUUCGAAAUGCCUUUUGCUGGGAAACGCAGACGGUGGAUACAUGGAAGAGGAGCUGCUUCAUUCUAUCAAGGCCUUUGCUGACGAUAAUGGCAUAAAUGGCGCUGCCGUGGUUCUGGGACAUGAGGUUUUGCUUUGGGAUGAUGAGAAGCAAUGGUGGUCUUUGAAUGGGAAAUUUCCUUGUAUGAAGGUGGGGCCUGACCGCGUGGUCGCUUCAGCUGGUUCCAUGGAUGCAACACUUCCUGGACCGUAUUCGGCUGUGGAAGUCGAUGACAUGCCGGAGGCACCAUACUUCAUUACAAUUUCACGCCGGGGAUUUCGUCGAUUGCACUUGAGCAAGAGCUGCGCGGUGCGGCAGGAGCGAUGUGCUGAGACGACUCCCGUUUUCGUCUUGAAGGAGGGGAUCGCCGACGCAGUUUGCAAACUCUGCCGGCCAAAGAUGGAUGCGUGCCCUGACUCUUCCAGCAGUGGUUCAGAGUUUACUGAGGAAGAGCCUCUGGGAGCAGCCGGUGAAGUGGUGCAAUCGGAUCGCAUUGCAAUGGCGGGGCCACCGCCCGGCCCGCCGGCUGCACUCACGCUGCCGGCCGGCGUAUCGAACGAUGAUGCGCUGGACUACCUGGACAAGAACCUCACGUCUGAUCUGCUUCAUAUCCUCCAGGAGUGUGGAGUGCCCCUCGCACUGCAGUACAAAUUGGGGAGUGAUUUCAAGAAUGUGAAGAGGUUUGCAGCAUAUGCGGAUUCACGGACCGGGGUGCGGGAGGCCCUAAAAACAGAUCAUACCCUGGAACCUGCAGAUCAAGUGACACGUGCGGCUGUUGCAUCAGUGGUUUCAGCAUGGGAGUCGUGCAAGGAGUACAGUUCGAAGGAAUCUGAGCUACGUGCAGAGGCCAAAGUUCUUGGGAUCACGAGACCGGUUACGCAGACAGAACGUCAAGCCAUGCGUGCAUCUUUUGAGGCAACAUAUGGUAAAGUGGAGGAGAGCUUUGAGCCUUCGGACGACUAUGUUUCCACGAAGAUGGAGGAGAUCGAGAAUGGGGAGUUGUCAGCAUCGAGCCUUUCAGAAGUUACAAGCCGGAAGCAAGUGAAGACCAUGGGGUUACAAACUUCAGUGGACACUGGGGGUCAUGUGCGGAUCGUCAAGCAACGGGCUAAGGGGGUGAUGCCUCAGAACACUGAGGAGCUUCGUGCGGUGCUGCGUGUUGAGGGGACGGCUUUCUGUUAUCUGGCUUCAAAGUAUCGCAACAAGGUGCUCUUCACAGGCAUGAAUCCGACAAUCUGGUUGGACUACGCGAACUAUCUGCUGGGGGAGAAAGUCUAUCGCAUGCAAAUCCCCACAGGCAGCAAGGGAUCCGGCAAGCAGGAUCAAAUGACGCUUCGACCACCCUGGACCGUCAUGCUGACGUAUGAGUACGAAUUACGCAAAGAAGCCAUCAAGCGUGCAGUUCGAGAAUCCAGAGAGCUACGAGUUACGCUCAAGGAGGUGUGCGAUGAUCCACAGCUGAAAGAGCAAUUCUUUACGGCGCCCAUCGCUCUGGGAGGACAUCGGAUCAAAGGGGAUGGCUGGAAGGGCGAUGGUUGGAAGCGUCAAAACGCUUAUCCCGACUUUGGUGGAGAGCAGCCAUGGAAGUGGCAGAAAGGAGGCUCAUUUGCUUUGCAUACUCAACUUCUGGUUGCGACGGAUCAUGUGGCAUGGUUCACUGCUGCCAAGUUCGGAGUUGUUUCGGUGAUCACCCAACCUGGAAGCACUGGCAAGAGCAUUUCGCGAAGUCGGGGAAGCAGACCGUACUUCCUUGAACGCUGGUGUGAUGCGCACGCCUUUGAAUUAAUUCUACGUGAGGUUGACGUGAAGCGUUCGCCUAAUGAUGAUUUAUCACAGUCCUCACUCUGGGAGAAUAUCUUCUCGGAGCUCCGUGCGGGACAAUGGGACAUCUUGAUCUGCAGCCCGCCUUGCGGCACGUACUCUCGUGCCCGACACCGAUCUGUCGGGAGCGGAUCCGGACCAGUUCCUCUUCGCAAUUGCAUGCAUCCAUGGGGUUUUCCUUGGCUUUCCGAAUCGAAUGCAGCUCUAGUCAAGAUUGCCAACUACUUUGUCAAACAAUGUUUGGAGGCGAUCGGAUAUCAAUGUGCAGCGAACAGAUUUUACAUCUGGGAACAUCCCGAGGACUUGGGUGUCACCGAGACUGGGGAUGUCCCGGCAAGUAUUUGGCAACUUGCUGAAAUCCGAUCGCUCGACGGUUUUACUUGGGCGGUUCAUCAAUGCGCCUUUGGAGCCUUGCAUCCCAAACCAACUCGCUUCUUGUCCAAUCUUCCACUGGCGGAACAGUGGUCCAAUGGCUGGCCCACCUUUGAUGCUGAUGGGGGCUACACUGGUCCUUUGACUUGGUGCAACCACGAUUGGCAUGAAUCAAUGAUGGGUUGGGACGUUUCCUCAGGCACGUGGCGCACCGCUGGAUCUGAAUGUUACCCACCUCUACUUUGUUCGCAUCUUGUUGAUUGCAUAACAUCUUCACAGAAACAGACCGAUCUUCCUGAAGCACCGGCCGAUGCUGAGACCUUGGCCCAGUCUCUCCUUCAUCGGAUGGAUGCCCUCGCACCCGACGACUUGCAGCCUCUUGCUGAACUCCUGCCCCGGGAAGCUUCUCACAAGGCUGCUGGGCAUCAACGUGAAGGCGCUUUCUUCGCCGGGGCCUAUGCCCGAGGCGGUUUCGUGGGACUGCGCUCCUCAUGCCAUUCUUUCCCAUGUUCCAUCAAGGUUCUGACCGCAGCUCUUCGAGGCGCCUUUCCAGGACAAUGCUUCUCUACGCUGGUUGUUUUCACUAACACACUGACGGCACCUCACAAGGACGUGCACAAUGCUCCAUUUCCCAAUUUGCUUAUGCCACUUUCCAAGUUUACUGCUGGGCAAGUUUGGCGGGAAGAUUCCGAGGGCGAUGUCUAUCGCACAGUGGCCGGCCAGGCCCGACCUGGUUGCUUGUUGGACGUGGCCGCUGGACCCUGUUUGCUGGACGCCCACAAAUAUCUUCAUGCCACGGAACCCUGGCACGGCUGCCGCAUCGUCCUCGUAGGGUUUACGGUUCGCCACCUACACCUUCUUUCACCUGAGCAAGUUGCCUUGCUGGCUGCGCUGGGCUUCGUCUUGCCCGAUGCAGACCGCGCACGCAUGGGGGAACACGCUCCUGCAUCGGUCAUGGUACAAAAGGCGUCUGGGGCAGCCGUGGCGAACCCCUCGACAAAAGCCAGUCAGGAAGUGAUCACAGUGGAUUCGGGGGAUGAGCUUCCGGAAGAGACUGCAGACAUUGAACCUCCUUUUGAUCCGCGUACAAGCCGGGCAUUUGGGCAACCUUUGAUCUGUCGUCAUGAUACAGGCAAGCGAGUCUUCGUUGAUGGCUUCGGACUAUGCUCCCCGGGCCGUUGGCCACCGGGCCAAAGGGGACAGCUGAAUUCAUGGGAGGAGAGCUUGCAUGCUGAACGGAUGCAAAGGAUCUUGCGUAACUUCGUUUUGGCUGAACUCCCUGACAUUCGGAAGUCUGCUUUCCUCUUGGCUGCCGGAAGGUUGGAAUCGAGUCCCUUCACACAAUCCGCCCUGGACAGACUACGUGGUGAGCUGGCGGGAACACUGCCCGAUCCGGCCCUGGCGCUUCGGGUUCCUGACCGCCAGCCUUUCUUGUUGUACAUGCUAGCGCAAUCUCUGCGGAUCUUGGGAGACCCUGACUGGGAGAUUCUGACUCAAGGAACGGAGUGCUUUGCAGAAGGCGUGCCAUUGGGUGACGAGGAGCCGCUGCCCCGUACGCCGCAGGUUUUUGCCCGUCGUGAAAAGUUCCGAAAACUGGAUGCAUCACCUUUUCAAGCGAUCAUGGACAACUACACGUCAGCAGAAUUGUCCUCUGAGCAACUUGAGGAGCAUUUUCGGGCUGAUGAGCAGAAAGGCCGCAUGCUGCCGACUACGGAGGGAGCAGUGGCUCAGGAGUAUGGUCCGGGGCAGCUUUUGGUAGCCGCCAUGGGUGCAGUGGAGAAACCCAAUGGUGACAUCAGACCGCUGCACGACGGAACUCACGGCGUCAACUUGAACAAUCGGAUACGCAUCUUGGACAAAUUGGAGACACCAGGACCUGAUGAGGUGUUAGAGAUGGUUUCCCUUGCACGCGACUCGGGCGAAGCAGUGUUCGCUAUCUCUGCCGACAUAUCCCAAGCUCAUCGCCAGGUGAAGGUCAGGCGAAAGGAUUGGCCUAAAAUGGGGUGCCGUUCCAGUUCGACAUCGCGUACCGUAUGGCUCAAUACUGUCGGCACAUUUGGCAUCAGCUCCGCCGCCUACUGGUGGAGCCGGCUGUUCGGAUGCAUUGGGAGGUGGGUGCUACGCAUCUUGACCACGCUCUGGCAUAUGGAGGUGGUCUACGUGGAUGAUUUACACCUCGUGACCGCUGGAGACCCAAAAUUCCUUGUGCUUUGGAUGGCCCUGGCGGCGUACGAGGCAAUCGGCACACCUUUUGCCUACCACAAAUUCAAAGGUGGGAUCAAGGUUGAUUUCGUGGGAUAUCAUAUCGCAUGUGAUCAAUGGUCUGCAGGGCUCUCAUCCAAACGCACGAAGUGGAUAGUGGGCUGGAUCAACGAUCUUGAGGCUGCGAGUUGGAUGGUAGUGGGUCGUGCCAUGGUAGAGUUCACUGGCAGGAUGACUUUUGUUGGUAGAUUGCUAUUGUGGCUAAAACCUUUCUUGGCUCCGCUGCAUUCUUGGUGUGCAGUACUGGCAAGGGGAACAACAGCACGUGUUCCCACGAUGGUUUAUCUCUCGCUCAUCUACAUCCGGAAGAAUCUUUUGCUGACACACCACUUGGUGCCCGCUUUGCGGCAGGCCCCCUUUGUGACCCAGUCUUUUCGAACCGAUGCGAAGUGUGAGCGUGGACGUGUCGUCUUGGGCGGUUGGUCCCUUGCCAAAGGGAACGUGCCGGCCAAAGCAGACUGGUUUUCUGUUGAAGUCACACCGACAAUGGCGCCUUGGUUGUUUAAGGAGGAUGGAGCAAGCGAAUGGGCAUCAGCCAGCGCCGAGUUGCUGGCUUCUUAUCUGGCCUUGUUUGCAUUUGGUCACCUUCAGGCUGCUGGAUGUCGCAAUGUCAUGUUGGCAACGAUCUAUGGUGGAACAGACAAUCGGUCGAACCCUCAGGCCGAAGCAAAAGGGUCAUCUACGAAGUGGCCGCUCAUGGGGCUGCUGAUGCAAAUGUCUGCGACACUCCUUCAUUCCAAUCUGCGUGUGAAGCUGCAGUGGAGGCCACGGGAAGAGAACACGGAGGCCGACGAUUUGACAAAUGGUGACUUCUCGAAAUUCGACAUGUCGUUGAGGAGGCCGGUUUCCUUUUCCGAUCUGAAGCUGGAUUUGUUUGAGGAAUUGAUGGCUUGCUACGAUGAGUACGAAGCAUCGAAGGUGGCCUUGAGAGGACGGAACCCAAUUCGGGAGAAGGCUUCGAAGAAACAGAAGCUGGCCGAGAAGACUCCAUGGUGA
This is a messenger RNA of Symbiodinium natans, 9561 nucleotides long. Lineage: Eukaryota; Dinophyceae; Suessiales; Symbiodiniaceae. The record is from the annotation of a GenBank genome assembly.